CGAAGUUAGUGUCAGUGGCAAAGCCACGAGUCUCCGACUCAAGACACAAUUUCACAAUAUACCUCCCAGAAGAUUAAAUGACGAUGUUUCCAAAAAUAGUGGAGCUGGUAAGAUUAAGAAAUAA
This is a messenger RNA of Acaulospora morrowiae, 124 nucleotides long. Lineage: Eukaryota; Fungi; Glomeromycota; Glomeromycetes; Diversisporales; Acaulosporaceae. The record is from the annotation of a GenBank genome assembly.